Saprolegnia parasitica CBS 223.65 is the source of this 1668-nucleotide messenger RNA. RefSeq lists its product as hypothetical. The transcript has 3 exons. The coding region runs from base 1 to 1668 and encodes 555 amino acids. Gene Ontology annotation, cellular component: membrane. Gene Ontology annotation, molecular function: magnesium ion binding; cobalt ion binding; cobalt ion transmembrane transporter activity. Lineage: Eukaryota; Oomycota; Saprolegniomycetes; Saprolegniales; Saprolegniaceae. Gene Ontology annotation, biological process: transmembrane transport; metal ion transport. The record is from RefSeq and is a predicted model, not a curated record.
AUGGAGCUGCCAAAGAAGGAGCUCACGCCGCUCCUCAAGAUCACACCGCCGCGCUACAACGCCAAGAUCCCAAACUUCUCGCCGCUCGCAGAAAUCCACACGAGCUCAUCGUCGCCGCAGUCGGCGCACCCAGCGCCCACUGAGCUCUACUUGAGCACAGAGAGCGUGGCCUUUGCCUUCCAGCCGCGCCAGCCGGUCAAGCAGCCGAGCCCCAGCCCGUCGCUCGUAAGCGAUGUCACGCCCUUGUCGUCGCCAGCGUCCGACGUUGUCAUUGAGGACGAGUGCUUGUCGAUCUUGGACCCGUACUUUGACGUGACGCCGUCCCGCCUUCACUUGGCGUUUGACGAAGCCGACCCAACCCACUCGGGUGUCUUGAGCCGCGAUGGACUGCGGCAUGGCCUCGAGAGUCUUGGCAUCCGGUGCGCCGACGCGCCCGCGAUCUUUGAUGUGCUCCUCUCGUUCGUCAAGGAGCCAUUGUCGCGCUCGGUCUUCGAGGACAUUGUGCAAAAACUCAAGCUCGGCAAUCUCUUUGAUGAACAAACGGUCGCGCUCUUUACCGACUCGGUGUACGCGCCGGCGCGGAUCGAAGUCGUCGAUUUCUCAUCGACGCGCCUCUCGCACUACAAGCCCGAGCUCCGGUCCUUCUUUAUGAACGACCGCGCGCCGUGGGCGUCGUGUCGCUGGAUCAACGUCCAGGGCCACGACCACUUGAACCUCAAGCGGCUCGCGAUCAAGUACCGGCUGCACCCGCUCGCGAUGGAAGACACGAUCGAGCUCAACGAGCGGCCGAAAUUCGACUCGUACGAAACCCAUCGGUUUGUCAUUUUUCCCGUUUUGCGCCAAACCAUUCUAUUUCCCAGUACGUCCACAUCGUCUUCCUCACGCAUCCGAUGGCUCCUGACGAUGCCCUCGCAUAGAAGAGACCAAGCACGAAGCGCCCAUGGACGACAGCUGGUGGAGCUACCUCACAAGCACCUCGCCGUCGAGCACGUCGCGAUCUUCGUGGUUGAUGACGAUACGCUCAUCACGGUUAAGCCGACGCGGCCCAACGACAUUUGGCGCACCGUCCACAGGCGCUUGGCCUCGACGUACUCGAAGGUGCGGCACAACGGCGCCAACUUCCUCUUUUACACAGUGCUCGACGUCAUUGUCGACGACAUGACCAACGCGAUGGACCAAGUCCGGCAGUACCUCAUGCACUUGGACCGCGAGCUCGCGCGCCUCCUGCAUAACUUUGACAUUGGCGUCCUCCGCGACGUGCAAAUCGAGCUCGCGCAGCUCCCGCGCGUGAUCAAGCCGACGCGCGACGUGCUCAAGAGCGUUCUAGAGAGCGCCGAGCUCCCCGAAACGACCAAGGCGUACUUCCGCGACGUGCACGACCACACCAACCAUAUUCUGGACGAGAUCGAGUGGCAGUCGCAAAUGUGCCGGGGCAUGAUCGAAGAAUACCGCGACGCCAAGUCGACGCAGACCAACUACGUCAUGUACACGCUCACGAUCGUCACGACGGUCUUCCUCCCCGCGCAGUUUCUCACGGGCGUCUACGGCAUGAAUUUUGACUACAUGCCCGAGCUCCACUCGCGCUAUGGGUACCUCGUGUUCUGGGGCCUCAUCCUCUUCAUCACGAUCACGCUGCGCUUUUACUUUCGCCUCAAGCAAUGGGUCUAA